UAAAGAAAAGAGCUUGUAACCAGGAGGUCCCCGGUUCAAAUCCCACCUCAGCCACUGACUCAUUGUGUGACCCUGAGCAAGUCAUUUAACCUCCUUGUGCUCUGUUUUUCGGGUGAGAUGUAAUUGUAAGUGACUCUGCAGCUGAUGCAUAGUUCCCACACCCUAGUCUCUGUAAGUCGCCUUGGAUAAAGGCGUCUGCUAAAUAAACAAAUAAUAAUAAUGUCCAACUGACACUUAGAACUAGCAGAUGUUGAGAAAAGUUGUAAUGGUUUAAAACAGGUUUAAAACAGCUUCAAAGGGGCUCCCAAGUGGCUCCGACGCUGUAGCUCUUGGGUGGCUGGAUGGUGAGUCAGAGGACAGCGUGUGUUCGUCUUCACCCUCCCGAGUCAAUGCUGGGGUGGUAGCGGUGAGCUGAGCCUAAAAAUAAUUGGCCAUUUCCAAAUUGGGGAGAAAAUAAUAAAAAUAAUUGGCAAUGACUAAAUUUAAAAAAAAAAAAAACCUUCAAAUAAUUGCAUUUCAUUUUUUUCCCUCCCCCUUAUCUUUUAUGGUGAUUUUCUGAGUGGUUCUGAGUUUUCUAAUUCCAAAUCAAUCACACCAGGCAGUUACCUUUUUACUCUGCUGGCUUCAUACUAUUGGUAUUAAGGAGGUGGGGCCAGUAGAGCUGAAAGUUCAUUUAAGUUAUUGGAAAACAGCAAGUACUCAGCAUUAAUAUUUAUUGUUAGGUUCCAGAUUUGAUAAAGAUAUGUGCUUAAACAUGACAAGCCCAAUGUAAACAGGCUGAAUUUGCAUUAAAAAAAACAAAACAAAUAUAAAUUAGCCUACUCAUGCUCAUGAAACUAAAACAAAGAUGCUGAACAAGGGGAAAGGAAUGUCUAACAAGAUUGUGUGCAUAACCUUUGCCAAAUAUUUAGAUAUGUAUAACCACUAAUUCCCUUCGACAUUUUAAUGUAAACCUAACCUUUUGAGUUGUGUAUAUACAUUGCAUUUUUUUUAUCAGCACAUCAGAAUAAACUGACUAAAUUAUUUGUUUGUUUUUCUUUUUAGGUGCCUCCUUCACACUGUGACCAGAAAGAAAAGUUCUCCGCUGAAUUCUUCAGUAGCCACCAGCCCAUCCCUAGCUAUAAUGUAGGAAGCCUUGGAGUGAUUGAGUUCUUUCAGCUGGAGCCUGGGGAGUAUUUAAUUGUGCCAUCUUCUUACAACAAAGACCAGGAAUGUGACUUUUUUCUAUCCAUGUACUCCAAGACCAGCCAUAAAGAAAAAAUGGAUUCUGAUCUUAAUUUACAAUUCUCUCAGCUAAGUGUUUCACAUGUGAACUCUCACAAGAAGGUUUUUGCCAAAUAUUCUAGUCAGGGCCAAGAAAUCAAUGCUAAUGAUUUGCAAAGACUCCUUAACGACAGUCUGAAGGGAAAUAUCUCUACAACAGGGGGAUUCAGCUUUGAUGCUUGCAAAGGAAUUCUAGCUGUCAUGGAUCUCAAUGCCAAUGGAAAACUGAAUACUAGUGAAUUUGAAGAAUUGUGGAAAAAGAUUACUGACUACCAGGAAAUCUUCAACCAAUGUGAUGAGAAAAGUUCUGGAUUGCUCAAUUUACAUGAGAUGAAGAAUGCAAUACUGGCAAGCGGUAUUAAACUAAGUGACCAUCUUUUGGAUAUUGUGAUUCAGAGACACACAGACCCAUCAGACAAAAUUAAUUUGGAGAGCUUUCUGUGUCUAAUGCUACGCCUAAGGUCUAUGACUAAAAGAUUUAGACAAAGGUCACAUGACGGAAUAGGCAUUUAUCUUCAGGAGGAAGAGUGGAUGUUUUACACCAUGUAUUCAUGAAGAUACUGGAAUAAUACUACUGCGUUUAAUAGGACUGGACGAAAAUAUGUAAUUGGUUAGGCUGCCACCUUUAAACAUUUGAACACCUCUGUUAAGUUUACUACCAAUAAACGUUUAUAAAAUUAAUAAACUGUAAACUAACAGCUGACAGGUCUGUAUCACUUAUCGGCUAUACAUUUUUGUAUUAUGUUGCAAUCUCAUGCUGCAUACUUUUUCUCGCAAAGGCUGUAGAUAUAUUUUUUUACAUACUUACAUGUCAGCACUAGUAUGCAAGAAACUGUUAAGAAACUACACACAACGCACCUGACCACACUAAACUUAUAGCCAAAUAAGUACUCAGAGGUUGCAUGUGGAAUAUAAAAUUACCUUGCUGUAUAUCAUGAUGCAGUGUCAACAUUUUAAAAUAAUCACAUUUUCUUCUCCUUUUGGAAAAGGAGACGGUAUAGGAAAGUGGUACAUGAAUUUCAAUUAAGAAUUGCUGUUUCAAAUAACUAUAUAUAACCAACCUCUGAUACGAUCACUUAUAUGUUUAGUGAGGUAAAUCUAAAGCAGUUUUACUGCCAAAAUAAUUAAUUGUAUUCUUAGCUUGACAUCUUGCUUCAUAUUAAUUAGCCAUGAGGUUUUCUGAAUGCUCUGUACUCCAACACAGAAGCACAUGUGAGCAAAUAACUUUUCCUUAUGUAUCUAAUUAAUUUUUCUACCUUAAUAAAAAAAGUGUAUAAUGCACUAGUACUUCAGUAAAUGUGAAGUGGUGUUUAAUGACAAAUUGAACGCAAGCUUUUUUAUAUAUCUUAAUAUACCUGUAUUUUGAAAAGGCCCAUCCAUGGUUUAAACAGUGCUAUUAAUUUUACUACAGGUAUAUUACACGUUUACAAAAAAUAUAUAAAUGUGGCAGGCUUAGCAAUCGAUUGUAAAUAUACUUUCUUUUUGAUGAUCUGAUUAAAAAGAUGUGCUCAUUUAAAAAAAAAAAGUUUGACUUUCACCAUUGGAGGCUCAAGACAUCAAUAACUUCCUGACUUUAGCCUUUGAAAUGUAAGUUCAUUCACUGGUAAAUCUUAAAUAUUAAAAUAUAUAUUUCAAGAAUGAAGAAUACGAUCCACGUUGUUUUGCUUCUUUUUGGAUUAUGAAAGGUUACAACUGAAUUCAGACCGUAUAUGGAUGUGCCUCACAUAAGAUUAUAUACUGUACAAUUCCAAACAUUUCUGCAUUAAGUUAUUUAGGGCUAAUGUUAACCCUUUGUUUAAGAAGAGAUAUCUUAAAAACGGGAAUCUCCCUUCUUUUAAUCUGUCCCUGUGAUUUAUAAACUGCACAUAAUAUACUCCUCAAGUAAAACACAUGUAAGAUAAAAUAAAAACUCGACCAAUUAUUUUCAUAUGCGCUUCUGUGAUGGAGUAGGGAGCAUUGAUCAACUGAAAUUUGCACACUACCGGAUGUUAAGUGCACACAAACAGCAGCUUUUAUUUUCAUCAAUAUUUCCACAAUGCAAACUGAGACUGAUCAACUUGUACAAGUAACUUCCACUAGAAAAAUAACAAUAAAGCCAAAAAACUAACAAUAAAACAACUUUGAUUUAAAAUAAGCUUAAAGUAACUGUUUAUUAGUAUUUUAUUUAACAGAGGAGUAAGGUGGCAGCCUUAUAUAACGGUAUAAAUAUAAGUACUAUUCAGGGGUUUAUACAUAGGCCACUGGCAGAAUGUCUGAGUUUUUGAAAUACUUGAUAGCUGUAAUUACACCUCAAGCCAUGCCUUGUAAAUGAAUGCUUUAUUUAAAAUAUAAAUCUUUGUACCAGGUUGUUUAGAGAAAUAGUGCAUUGGUCAUUCCUGGUAUGGAAGUGGUGUAGGGUAAAAAAAAUCAUGUUUAGUAGUAAGGAAAAAAAAUACAAUUCAAUUAAAUAGAAAAUCUCACAUUAUGUUAUGUCAAUUUGAAGAUCACUUGCCUGUCAAGCGGGACACAGUUUGAGUACAUCUGAAUCAUGUGACCAACCUGGAUGGCAUAAGGCUUUCUGUUCAAACAAGUAGCUCAUGUUAAAUAAAGUUUGAACAGUCAGUUACAUGCCACUAAAAGUCUAUCAGUUCCUAUUGAUUCAUAUUGGAAAUGUAAUUGGAGACUGAAGUUGUUUGCAGCAGAAAAGAAUUUGGGAAGGAUUUAGGGGAAGAUCUUUGUGCUGCCACAGCAGGCUAGCUUCUGGAGACCAGUCAGUUCAAAAGUGAAAAGCGUUUGGUGGUUUUGUGAUUGGGAAAUUAAGUCCACCAAACUUAUUCAACACAUUUGGAGGUCUUUGCAUGAGAGAGACCCAUGUUAGAUUUUCAGGAGGUGUCAGAUAUAGUUGUGGCAGGCCCCGUGGAGGGAAGUUCUCCUGGGUUUUGCCAGGACCAUGUCUAACUGUAGCCAGUGUCAUCCACCCUGAUGUUUCCUGAGCACUGCUACUUCAAGCCCACAUUUAUUUUAUGGCCUUAUUUAACAAUAGUUAACAGAUCUCCACAUUAACUUUAUUAACUAAUAAAACAAGGCCCACAUCUGGAGAUGUUAAUCUGCAGUCCACUCAAACAAAUGGCACUUUCCCAGCAAGACAAUCAAAGCAAUUGAACAUCAAAAAGACACCAGGCUUCGAACAACUAAUCAAACGAACAAGCAAAAAUACUUUUUUAAAUUUGACAAAGAGAACUAAAAUUUAAGGAUAUUUUCACAUCAUCUUGAUUUUAAAAUCUUUAUGAGCACGAUGUAUGAAUAGUGCUCUCAUGCCCCCAACAAAAAAAAAUAUCAGUCAGCAAAUCUCCUAGAUAAACUGAAACUAUUUACAACUUUAACUAAGGAUGCAUCCUGACGUGUUUAAUAUCUAAAGAGAGACCAUUUCUUUUGGGCAUAGUAGCAGAAAUUCAGAAUAAAAUAUAAGACACGGCAAAUAUGAUAUACUUUUUUAAGUUUUUCCUCCUUCACCUUUAUUAUUGCCCUGCAUUCUGAAAGACGGGGUGGGGUUAAUGCCCCAAAUCUUAAGACUGCUGUCUAACCAAUAAGAAUGCACCACAAGAAACUCAAAUAAUUUAUUUGUUUGAAACAGUAUAAAAACCACGACUCUAGAGUCAUCGCUCAGCUCAGAAACUAUCUACUAAGAUUGCUGCAGCCUUGACAUUGCCAUGCUUCCAGACUCUAUCAUCAUCAGAAUUUAACUAUGUAUAAUUCUUAACUUCUAUCGACAUUCAGGUAUAGCUAGGUUAUCGUGGGUUUGGUGUGAUUUGUGCAUUCUUUGUUAAUCAUCAGUAUAUACUAAGGUGAAUUUAACAAACAUUUAAUUGAUAAAUUGUUUCCUAAUGCCUUGGGUUUUAUUGUAAUGUUGUUUUAGUGUAAUAUUGACUGUGUAAUUGUUUUGGUUGAUUUUCUGAGUGUAUUGUGAACAUAUUGUGUGAAUGCAUGUUUAAUAAAUUCCAUUGUUUUGGUUAAA
This is a messenger RNA of Acipenser ruthenus (sterlet), 5257 nucleotides long. Its product is annotated as calpain small subunit 1-like. Bases 1231 to 1818 code for a protein of 195 amino acids. The transcript is spliced from 11 exons. NCBI's taxonomy places the organism in Eukaryota, Metazoa, Chordata, Actinopteri, Acipenseriformes, Acipenseridae. Gene Ontology annotation, molecular function: calcium ion binding. The record is from RefSeq and is a predicted model, not a curated record.